AUCGACAACUCACCUUGCUUUUUCAUCCCCUGCUUAUCACUCGCUUCUGGAGUUUACUUGCCGGACUGCUGCAUAUAUAUAUGUGCCAGUAUCGUAUCGUUGGAAGAAACGCCACAAUGUCUUAUCAGCUCAGGUCCAUUUAUGUUGGUGGGGAACAAGCUGGUAACCCCUCCAAUACUUCGAGACAAAACAUUAGUGUUUGUUGUACCUAUCUACGAUCAAGCAAAAUUAAGUCUUGGGUGUCUUGCUGAUUGAUUACCUUGGUUUGAACCAACUAAUCCACAACGGUCGACCGUCUAUUUUCACUGCUCUAGUAAGCUCAGUGUUACGGG
Molecule: messenger RNA, 332 nt
Organism: Pyricularia grisea
Lineage: Eukaryota; Fungi; Ascomycota; Sordariomycetes; Magnaporthales; Pyriculariaceae
Exons: 2
Coding region: 81-251 (56 amino acids)
Source: RefSeq, a predicted model, not a curated record